GUCCAGACGAACAACAAAGGAGGAGCAAGCAAAAGCAAAACGCUGAAAGUGGAUUUUAACUUUAAUGAAGUUUUCGCUGUAAAGCUCAAGAGUUUCUCUUCUUCAACGUGUAAAGGUCGAGCUCAAGCUUCUCUACGCAUCGUUUAUUAAGAUAACUGAUGAGUUGUCAUUGUCUUCUAUGAGGUGGAAACAUGAAUGACUUACAGAUGCAUCGCUAUAGCAGACUUUCUAACUCCAGAAGUGACAGCAGUGGAACCAAUCUCUCUGACUCCGGUGUUGACACUGAUUCAAGCAUUGGAACACCUCCUUCAUUCAGUCAACUGUUAAAAAAUCAUGGAUACACCAUACAGAAAGAACUUGGACAAAGGGGUUCGAGAAUAGUGUUUCUGGUGCAUGACGAAGAAGGAAAUCCCUAUGUAAUCAAAAAGAUUAUUUCCGGAAAUAAGAAGGAAAUCGAGAUCUUUAAAAGUCUGGAGCAUGGAUAUAUUGUUACUUAUGUGGAUUUAUUUGAAGAUAAAGAAGCAGGACUCUUUUAUGUUGUGAUGGAGUAUUGUGCUGGAGGAGAUCUUUACCAGAGGAUGAAAGCACAGAAAGAGAGAGGGUUUUUUGAAGAACAUCAGAUUCUUGACUGGUUUGUUCAGAUUUGUCUGGCUCUGCAGUAUAUUCAUGAGAGGAAUAUUAUUCACAGAGAUAUUAAACCACAGAAUAUCUUCCUUACUGAGGAUGGUUACGUCAAUCUUGGAGAUUUUGGAUGCUCAAAGGGAUUGGAAAGAGCUGAUGCAUAUGCAGAAUCAGUAGUGGGUACAGAGCUGUAUGUCAGUCCAGAAGUUCUGAAAAAUAAAUAUAAGUCCAAAAGUGACAUCUGGUCCAUGGGAUGGUUGCUCCAUGAUCUCUGCAUGCUGGAUGUGUGGUCAGAUGUCAUAGAGCGUCGUUUUCAACAUAUCAACAGUAUGAGAGGAAACACCCCCCAAAUCUCGGAGAGAUACUCAGAAGAACUACGAAAAUUAAUCCAAGAAAUGCUCAGCUGUGACCCUACACAGAGACCUUCGGCUGAUGAGAUUCUAGCAAAACCAUUCCUGAACAAUGCAGUAAAAAAAUUGAGCCAGAGGAUUCCAUCAGGCCUUGAAGAAAGGCUCAAUCAAUCCUUCAAGAUCUUUGAUGAGGCCUACAAUAAGCACUAUCCAAACUUUGAGGCCUUAGUUGAAGAGUGGAGAGUAACAACAGAUUCACUAGAGGAGGUUCAUCGUAAUUGCACUAUAGGUACUCUGUCAGGUUCAGUGAUUGGAGCAGCUGGAGGAAUCACUGCAGUGGUUGGUGCAAUUUUGACUCCUUUCACUUUUGGAGCAUCUCUGAUUGUUACUGUUAUUGGUGUUGGAGUUGGUGUAGCAGGUGGUGUAACAGGUGCUGCUUCCAGCAUUACCAAUGCAGUCAAACAAAAAUCACUCCGUGAAAAUAUUCAGAGAAUUCAGCAGAACUUUACAGAUGUGACACCACUUCUCGAGUCACUGAAUGCAGUGAGAAAGGUACUGAAAACAGUCCAAAAAUUUAAGGAUUUUGUCAGUGACUCCUCUGACAAUGUGCAAAUGUCAUGCAAUGUAGGCAGAAGUAGACUAGUGUGUGGCACAGAACUCGUGCAUCUAGGUCUGCUGGCAAAUAUUGGCAUAAUUUUUGCUCAAACUGCCAGAGUAGGACGCGCAGCAGCUACAGCGGUAGCCACAGUCACAGGAGUGUUGAGUGGAAUAUUAGUCAUUGUUGACACGGUCUUCAUAGUGAUGGAUUCUAUAGACAUUCACCAGAUGAGACAGGGACAAGUAAAUGAUCAAAACAGGGUCACGUCAAGUUUACUCAAGUCCAUCGCUAAGAUGAGGAAAACACAUACAGAUCUAUGUAAUGUCUCAAAGGAAAUUAAAGAAACAAAAACGGAACUAAUAAAGUAUAUAGAAGUGGCCAGGGCUUACAGAGAUUUAGAGAGUUCAAACACAUAAAUAUGAUACCAGUCAAAGACACACUACAUCCAUCUGAACUGUCUGUGAGCUUGAGUGAAGAAAAAGGGUUUUGCUGAGAAUGAAUUAUGUCUAUGUUGUACACAGUCAAACAACAGAAGACGUGUGACAUAUGCAAUCAUUCUAUUUUGUAAAUAUCAGUUAACAUAUACUGUAUUAAUGACUUGAGAUAUACAAAGAUACAGCACUCUGGUGGACAGCAUGUGAAUACAUAAAUUUGUUCUUAGCCUUGUUUUAAUGUUAACUGAAUUUUGAAUAAAACACGCCCAAACCAU
This is a messenger RNA of Carassius gibelio (silver crucian carp), 2278 nucleotides long. Its product is annotated as serine/threonine-protein kinase par-1-like. Gene Ontology annotation, molecular function: lipid binding; protein kinase activity; ATP binding. The record is from RefSeq and is a predicted model, not a curated record. Gene Ontology annotation, biological process: protein phosphorylation; lipid transport; lipoprotein metabolic process. Bases 192 to 1985 code for a protein of 597 amino acids. The transcript has 12 exons. Gene Ontology annotation, cellular component: extracellular region. Lineage: Eukaryota; Metazoa; Chordata; Actinopteri; Cypriniformes; Cyprinidae.